This is a messenger RNA of Seriola dumerili (greater amberjack), 3598 nucleotides long. RefSeq names its product zinc finger ZZ-type containing 3 (gene zzz3). Gene Ontology annotation, molecular function: zinc ion binding. The record is from RefSeq and is a predicted model, not a curated record. NCBI's taxonomy places the organism in Eukaryota, Metazoa, Chordata, Actinopteri, Carangiformes, Carangidae. The transcript is spliced from 12 exons. The coding region runs from base 395 to 3262 and encodes 955 amino acids.
GUUGGUCCAUGCUAACGUUUACCCCGCUCGUCAGCUCCAUGAACCACCUGUGUUUUGCCUAAACGUGGUUCCGGAGUUUUUAACGGUAAACUUUAGAGUUCACCUGACGCAAACUAGUGUUAACUUAACCGGCGGCAUGUGCGGCGGCACCGUUGUCUAGUCUCGGUAGUUUAACAGCAUCCUCGUGCCUCCAACUUUGUCGGUGCUGAGCUCGCGGCAGCUGAUUAGCUGGGAUGUGGGGGUUUGGGCGAUUCUCGUCGGUAUGUAUACCAACACCACUUCGUGGAUUUUUUGUUGCCAGUAGGCCCUAUGGAAGUGUUGAACUACAGGUGCCCACAUUCUGCUGCAGAGGAGAGAGCACCAGGAUGAGGAGACUGUAGGCACCCGCCGUAGUAUGGCCGCGUCCCGUUCCUCGCGCGUCACAAGGUCAUCAGUGGGGCUCAAUGGAUUGGAUGAGAACUUUUGUGGUCGAACCCUCAGGAACCGCAGCAUCGCCCAGCCGGAGGAGACUUCGGUGUCUCCAUUACCGAGGGCCCGUUCGCCCAAGAAGAAGCAGGACGCCAAGCAGGAGUCGAAGCAGGACGCCAAGCAGGAGUCGAAGCAGGACACCAAACAGGAGAGCAAGCAGGAGUCAAAGCAGGACGCUAAACAUGAUACAAAGCAGGACGCUAAGCAGGACACUCAGCAUGAUGGCCAGCAACAGGCCUCAUUGCAGGGAAAGGAAACUGACUCAAAUGCUUCCACAGCUGAGGUGGAGCAAUGGACCAGCUCCAGGAAGCGGGGUGUGUCCUGUUUAGAAAAAGACAUUACUCCCGAGAAGCCUGAGAACUGUGAUAGAGGGAAAGGGGCGCGGGAUGCCUCUCCUCAAAUCAAAAGGGCCAAGCGGUGCUCCCGCUCCGGAGAGUCUCAGGGACACGAAGAGCACCCUGAGCCUCAGAAACCUGAAAGUCCAGCCUCUGUCCCAGAGCCUAGCAAGGACAACAGUUGUGAAGAAUUUCCCAGUCAAAACUCUGCUAAUACAGCUCCUUCCUCACCUGUGCUGAGUAAAGAGGAAGGUGAGCUGACAGGAGCGAAAGUGGAGGAUGGCCAUGUGGAGUGUGAUGGGGCACCUCAUCCCCCAAAUGCUCACAAAGCUUCUAAUGGACUCCGAGAGAAUAAAGCAGAGGACUCUAGCGCACUCACUGAAGAGUCUAGUACAGAUCCCACCUCUGCCAACAACUGCCCAUCGCUGCUCAAUGGUAGCCAGGCGGGGGCUCCCUCAUCCCCUGACCCUGCUGUGCCUUGUAGAAACUCUGUCCCUGGGCAGAAAGAGGUCUCUGGCUCAGGGGAAUCGCCAGCCUCAUCUGCACCAGCACUUGAGGCUGUUCCAGAGGAUCCUGUCCCUGAGUUGAUAGUGGCCAAGGAGCAGGAGGUAGAGGAGGUGGAGGUUGAUGUGGUGGGUGAGCCCUUGUGUUUGGCCCACGAGGAGCAGGUGACAGAGAGCGAGAGUGACGCCAAUGGCCGGCCACUAACACCAUUGCAGGAAGCUGCUGCCUCCACCUCCUCCACAACCAACAUGAACAGUAGUCCAAUCAACAACAGCAACUCAGGAGAAACUACACCCCCACUAGCAACCACCCCCUCCCCCACAGAGCCAGGGUGCAACCCCUCAAUAUCCAGCACGCCCCCCUCUUUCACAGAGCUCUAUGAACACAGAUACACCCUACGGACUUCACCCAGGAGGGCUGCCACUGGUGGCAAAGCCACCUCCUCCAAGCCCAGCUCUCCUCCUAGAGACAAUGGUCCCUUGAGGGAAGAGGGGGAGGUGGUGGUUGGGCUGGAGGAGGACUGUCCCAUGGUGGAGGAACCUGUUCCCUCAGACUCUGUAGGCCCCUCCAGUGAGUCCUUGGAUCCUGGAGACAGGCCAGGUGGCGAGGUUGGUGGGUCUUUGGAUGGCAAAGAAGCAGAGAGCAGCAAGGAGCUUACACAGACCCAGGCUGCUGAGGAAGAGGAGGAGGAAGAGGAGGAGCCAGACGUGUAUUACUUUGAGUCUGACCACCUGGCUCUUAAACACAAUAAAGAUUAUCAGAGGCUGCUGCAGACCAUCGGAGUUCUCGAGGCCCAGCGCACGCAGGCCAUCCUGGACCUGGAGACAUUGGCACGUCAACAGAGAGAGGCACUAGCCGAUCCCAUUAGCUUUGUUGAACAGCUGCAGAAACGGGUGAAUUUGGGCUUGCCGUGUCCGCAGCGGGUUGUCCAGCUCCCUGACAUUGCGUGGGAACAGUACACCUCAGGCCUUGGUGACUUCGAGAGAGAGUUCUGCGACAAGAAGCGCAAAACCAGGCGGCUAAAGCUGAUCUUUGACAAAGGUUUGCCUCUUCGACCAAAAAGUCCAGUAGAACCCAAGAAAGAGGGCGAAUCCUCCACCAUGUACUCCUCUCUGCCCACUAGUGAUGCUCCAGAGAACGGAAGGCAAGCGCAGAUGAUCAGGGGGAGGAUUUGUCAUCCAAACAAGCCUGACACAUUUAACCAGCUGUGGACUGUGGAGGAACAGAAAAAACUGGAGCAGCUUCUUGUUAAGUUCCCUCCUGAGGAAGUCGAGUCCAGGAGAUGGCAGAAGAUUGCUGAUGAGCUGGGCAAUCGAACAGCAAAACAGGUUGCCAGUAGGGUUCAAAAGUACUUCAUCAAACUGACAAAAGCUGGUAUCCCUGUGCCUGGAAGAACACCCAACCUGUGCAUGUACACUAAAAAGGCAUCCAGUAAGAGGCAGCACCACCUUAACAAGCACCUGUACCGGCCGUCCACCUUCUUGACCUCCUAUGAGCCUCCGGUCUACAUGGACGAAGAUGACGAGCGCUCAGCGUAUUACAGCAGCGUGCAGGACCCCUCUGCUGAUGACUCGGACGAGGAGAGUGUACCUGUGGAGUUGAGAAAUUUGCCAGAAUACAAAGAGCUUUUGGAGCUGAAGCGACUGAAAAAACAGAAGCUCCAGGAGAUCCAGGAGGAUAAGGUCGGGGUGCGGCACGUAGGCUACAAGUGUGACGUCUGUGGCAUGGAGCCAAUCCAGGGAGUGCGGUGGCACUGUCAGGACUGUCCGCAAGACAACUCGGUUGAUUUCUGCUCCAACUGCUCCGACUGUUUGUUCAAGACAGAGACCCACAAGCCUAACCACCACUUGGAACCGGUGUACCAGCCAGAAACCUUUCUGGACAGGGACUACUGCCUGCCGCAAAGCACAGGCUACAACUACCUGGACCCUAACUACUUCCCAGCCAACAGAUGACAGGGUACCAGACGCCCCUAGCUCCAGGCUCUCUCCACAUAUCCCACAGGCCACUCUGUGCAUGGCUCCAUCCUCCAAGUCCAAGAUAACCGCUUAACCCGCCGCCAGGCAGGAAGGCCAGCAGGCAGGCAGACAGCCAGGGGCCUCAGAGCAGACCACAGUGCUGCUGGUGGGGGGCUGUUGGUAAACUGGCCUCCCUGACUCGAGCAGAAGGCGGCCGUGUUGGUUCCUCAGAACAAGGGGGCCCCGCUCCACCUCAGCCAGGUUAAUCAACGGAUCUGUGAUUUGAAACGAUACACUAUUUUUAAAAACAAACAAAACAAAAAAAAAAAAAAA